AUGGCUGAAGGACACGUCGCCCAAAGUGAAGUGGCGGAGUUAGCUCGUGCGAUUGGCCAACUAAACCUUGGGCAGCGGGCUAUGGGUGCGAUGGAGUUCAUAACAGUGGACGAUCAUCAGCCAACGAGCGAGCUCAUGGAACCUGACCUCGUGCUCAUAGACACGGCUGCAGAUGGUGAAGACUCCGUCGGCCCAACCCAGUCAACGAGCUCUACUAACGGUGUCCUUGACCGUGGGACUCGUCGGAUCGCGCGUCAGGCCACAGACCUUCUGGUUACAUUAGCAAACGCCCGUGGCAUUCCACCUCGUGCGGUCAUUGAAGCUCUUGACAUCCGCAAUCCCACCGUCAUAGACCGGCUCGAGCGAGCUAGCAGAAUGACGAUUGAUCUGAACGUCAUCGCGGAAGAGCUUCCAGACAACGACGAGCAUCUGCAGGCCUCCGAAACAAUCGCAGAUGAAGCCGAGCUGCUGGCAAUGGCGCUGGAGUUGCUGAACCGGCCUGAAAUGUAG
This is a messenger RNA of Closterium sp. Yama58-4, 510 nucleotides long. NCBI's taxonomy places the organism in Eukaryota, Viridiplantae, Streptophyta, Zygnematophyceae, Desmidiales, Closteriaceae. The record is from the annotation of a GenBank genome assembly.